AUUGUGUAGAAGUGGCCCUCGACCCGCAAGCAAUUUCUCUCGUGAUUUCUUGAAGCGUUGAGCUCGUUGGCGAUCCGAUCGGCAGGCAGUAGACAUGGCGCCAUCGGCCCGGCCUUCGAAGGCUUUUGUGAAAGAGGAGAAGAAGAGCGAUGACAUCAUGGAGACUCCCGCUUACAGCGCGGAAAACGUCCAACACAACAUGAGGAUCAUCUAUUACAGUCGCACAUUUUUGUCAAUUGUGGGAGGAGUGGUUGCCGGUGUGCUGGGUCUCUCUGCCAUCUCGGGCUUUUUGUGUUAUUUCAUCAUUAUGCUUCUGGUGUCCGGAGGAAUUGCUGCGAAGACUAAAUUUGAUAUUUUCUCCUACUUCGACUCAUGGCAACGUAUCACAGUUGAUGGUAUCACGGCUGGAUUUAUGUCUUUUGUUCUCUUCUGGACAUUUGCUUACGACAUUGUUCAUAUUUUCUAAGGACACGGUUUGCUUCGACCUGAGAACAAACAGGGGCUAUUUUCUAGCUCUAGUAUCACUUUCUGUGUUGUUGCUUCCAUCAGUAGUCAUAUUUUUGUGCCUGAUGGAACUGAAAAUUGUAAAGAAGUGGCUACCUUAUACACGUGAACAGUUGGAGGGUGACACUUGCGUCAGCUCCCAGGACAUCGUACGGGGCUGCAACGUAGAUUCAGCAGGUAGCCCUAAUAAAUUCUACACAAACACACACUGUUUAUUACGUAAAGCUCAUGGUAGACACAGACAUUCAAGCGAUGACGUUCAAACUUUCUCAGAAGUAGGGGAUCACAUGAGCUUUGUAUACACCUGCUCUUCGUCCUCCUCCAAUUAGAAGAGCUCAUUGUGGUCAGAGUUGGAUGGGCCAAACAUGUGAAGAUUCAAACAAAUGCAACAGCAGUCGUUCAUUUCUCAGGUUAGUUUUUUUGGUCUACUGGUUAGUUUAGAGAAGGUCAAUUACGUACUGAGGAAUCUCCAAGAGGCUUUUGGGCACAGAUGUACACUGAUGGAGCAGUCGUGUCGCUUAUUAUGAUCCUUAAGCGACGGACGAAAUUCUGUAAUUUGAUGGGAUGUCUUCAUCGUUGAGAAUGAAUCUGUGCACUGUAUGAGAGAU
Molecule: messenger RNA, 1112 nt
Organism: Marchantia polymorpha subsp. ruderalis
Lineage: Eukaryota; Viridiplantae; Streptophyta; Marchantiopsida; Marchantiales; Marchantiaceae
Source: the annotation of a GenBank genome assembly